AUGUGGAAUGAAGAAAAUAGCAGAGUGAAGUGUGACUCCAAGCCAGAGAACUUGGAAACUCUUAAGAACAGGACAAGAGUCAAGGAAUUCUGGAUUCUCGGAUUUGAGAACGCUCGCAACUUUAGGAUUCUACUCUUUCUUCUGUUCCUCGUAGUUUACAUUGUGACAGUAUCUUCUAAUUUCAUGAUCGUCUUGUUGGUGUACUCGUCCCACCACAUCUACUCUCCAAUGUACUUCUUUCUUAGCCAUUUGUCUCUGAACGAUAUCCUCCUCACCACAAAUAUUGUCCCUAAAAUGCUUUCUGUUGAGUUAAGACAGGGAAGUGCCGUGUCCAUCGCUGGCUGCUUCACCCAGUUUUACUUCUUUCAAACAUCGGCUAUCACAGAAUGUCUCCUCCUCACCGUGAUGUCCUUCGACAGAUAUUUGGCCAUCUGUAACCCGUUGCGUUAUUCCUCCAUCAUGGACCUUAAGCUUUGUAGUUGUCUUGUAACUCUGACUUGGGUAUGCGGAAUCGUUUUUUCCCUUCCCCACAUUGUUCUAUUUAGCAGGAUGAUAUUUUGUGGGUCAGAUGUUAUAAACCAUAUUUUCUGUGAUGUGGUUCCUCUUCUUAGACUUUCUUGUUCUGACACCUCGGCUAAUGAGAUAGUAAUCACUGUCAUGUCUAUCCCAGUAUUGUUUUUUCCAGUAAUUUGCAUAACCCUGACUUACACAAAUAUCUUGAUUUCCAUUCUUCGUAUCUCCACCACCACCGGAAGACAGAAAGCCUUCUCCACCUGCGGCUCCCACCUGACCGUGGUCUGUAUAUAUUACGGGACAUUAGUAUUUAAUUAUGUCAUUCCAUCUAAAGGAGAAUAUUUAAGCCUCCAAAAGCUGGUUUCCGUACUUUAUACCAUGGUCACCCCACUGCUGAACCCCAUCAUAUACAGUCUGAGGAAUAGGGAGAUAAGAGAGACCCUAUUGAGCUUCAUAUUUAAGAGGAAGAGAGAAAUGUUCUCGAGAUGA
Spea bombifrons (plains spadefoot toad) is the source of this 1002-nucleotide messenger RNA. Its product is annotated as olfactory receptor 24-like. NCBI's taxonomy places the organism in Eukaryota, Metazoa, Chordata, Amphibia, Anura, Pelobatidae. Gene Ontology annotation, molecular function: olfactory receptor activity; G protein-coupled receptor activity. Gene Ontology annotation, biological process: G protein-coupled receptor signaling pathway. The coding region runs from base 1 to 1002 and encodes 333 amino acids. Gene Ontology annotation, cellular component: membrane. The transcript has 2 exons. The record is from RefSeq and is a predicted model, not a curated record.